AAGCAGUCCUGCCUCCUCCAACCAUGGCUCCCGGCACCAGGAGCCAGUGGCGCCUGCUGGCCCUCGUGGCGGCCACAUGCCUGCUGCAGAGCCUGUGCGUGGCCAGGGAGGUGCCCUCGGCUCUGCAGGCCAAGGAGGACCUCGAGGGACAGGCCUCCGAGUCCAAGGCGGUGGAGGUGAAGGACCUGCAGGCUGAGGGAACUCACCACCAUCACCACCACGACCACCAUCCUCACCACCACCACCACGACGAGCACCACGAGCACGGUGGCGGUCACAAGCACCACCACGACCACCACCACCACCACGGCCACAAGGGCCACAAGGGACACGACGGCCACCACGAGCACCACCACGGCGACCACGGCCACCACGGCAAGGAACACCACGAGGGCCACCACGACGAGCACGGCGGCCACCACAAGAGCCACCACGACGAGGCCGGCCACCAUCACCACCACCACAAGAAGGGCCACGGCCACCACGGCGGACACCACCACCACCACGGCGGUCACAAGAAGGGCGAGAAGACCCACGGCUUCCACCACAAGCACCACAAGGACGAGUUCCACAAGGAGCACAAGUUCUACGACGACCACCACAAGGGAGGACACCACCACAAGCACGGACACUUCCACGGCCACCACGAGGACAAGCACGGAGGCCACAAGAAGGGCGGGCACGGCGAGCACGGACACCACCACCAUCACCACGGCAAGCACGGCCACCACGACAAGGGGCACCACGACCACGACCACCACGGCCACAAGGGCCACCACGGCCACGAGGAGCACCACGGCCACCACGAGCACUACGGCAAGAAGGGCGGCCACUCGGAGGGCAAGCACCACGGCUACAAGCACGGCCACGACGGCGGGCACCACGGGCACCACGGCCACCACCACUAGGGCCCCGCAGUAUGACAUUUCCCUUCCUGAAUACCUUGUUAUUUAUUUGUCGAUGUUACUUUGUUGUGUAUUUCAAAACCAAAAAUAAAUAAAUAUACUGACAAACCAGAAUACGACUGCUAUCUUUAUGCUUGCUUCUCCUAAAAUUUUUCUUGAUAUAUAUUUGUUUACUGGGUCUAAAAUGCAUCGAAAACUUUCUGAAAACCUUUUAAAUUUUGAGAAACGUUUCUUUUUAACUCAACUGAUAACCAUUACCCUUCCAUUUGAACAGAACUCGACCGUAUGAAAAUUCACAGCAAUAAAAUCUUGGGCUUAUGAAUUUCUCCGAUAGUAAUAUUUUUUUUGUAAAUAUUAUCAACUAUACAUUUCGUAUAAUAUUUUUUUUUUCCUUUAAAAUAAAACGUUUUCCAUCAAUUUAACUUGUUGUUUCUAAUAAAAGUUUGUUUUUUAAAUGCCAUUAUUUUUAAUUUUAAAAAAAAUAUUUUACUAACCUUCAUUUAAAAGCUUUAUUCAUUAUAUUGUUCGACUGUAUGUUUGAAGUGUAUAAAUACUUGUUUCAAUUACUUUUCCAUCAUAAGAAGAGCUAUCUGCUUUAUUGUCUAGACGUUCUACCAGAGUUUAUAAAAAUAGGAAUACAAAAAAUACAAGAACAAUAUGUUGA
Molecule: messenger RNA, 1569 nt
Organism: Bacillus rossius redtenbacheri
Lineage: Eukaryota; Metazoa; Arthropoda; Insecta; Phasmatodea; Bacillidae
Product: histidine-rich glycoprotein-like
Exons: 1
Coding region: 24-908 (294 amino acids)
Source: RefSeq, a predicted model, not a curated record